Messenger RNA from Carya illinoinensis, 2207 nucleotides. RefSeq lists its product as uncharacterized. The coding region runs from base 691 to 1920 and encodes 409 amino acids. The record is from RefSeq and is a predicted model, not a curated record. The transcript has a single exon. NCBI's taxonomy places the organism in Eukaryota, Viridiplantae, Streptophyta, Magnoliopsida, Fagales, Juglandaceae.
CUACUCCUAACGUAUAUCAGCCGGCCCGCUCUCUCUCUCUCUCUCUCUCUCUCAAACACAGAGACACUUUGAGUUUGACCCGUUGCCAGCCACCGGCACCUAUCUUCUCUCUACUCAAAUGGCGACCCCACCCUGCACUCUCUAGAGGAUCUUUCCUUUGUUGAGCCCUCUUUUUCUGAGCAUAAAGGUUAAAUAACAUUUCCUCUCCUUUCAUUUCUCUCUCUUUCCUACUCUGGAACCCUAGUUCAGAACAUCGGGCAAAGAAAGCGAGAAGAAUCACAGAACAAACUGAGGGAUCAUCUCAUGUCUCCAUACCUUCACCCUAGCUUCACCUUCGUCCGUCAUAAUUAACAUCUACCCGCAUAUUCUCUCGUCUUUUUAUGGAAACUUUUGCUGCAUGUGAAAGACAAGGAAAAGAUCUGCUUCCAUUGCAGAUCCGGGAUUCAAAGAUAUGGGCUUUCAUGUAAAGCUGGUUCAGAAGAUGUCUCUAUUCAUUCACUUCAUCGAUUCUUUUGCAGCACACUCAUAAUUUGCUGUCUCUCUCUCUCUCUCUCUCUCUCUCUCUCUCUGUGCAGCUUUCCCAACAUCAAUCACCUUCUCCUUCCAGGUUUCUUUAUUUGUAAGCUUUCACAUUGAUUUUCUUUGCCAUUUACUACCCUACUUUGUCUUUCUUUAAUUUUCAAGUUAGUUAUGGAUUCUGGUAGUAGUGGAAGUAUGCAAUCUUCUAGUGGUGGUGAUGAUCAAGAGUAUGAUUCACGGGCAGGGUCAGCCCCGGUCUUCAUGAAUCCUCCAAGUCACUAUGGUUCUAUGUCAAAUCUACAGCCUUUGAUUUUUUCUCCCCACCAAAACCACCAAUCCAAUUUGUUGGAUCUUUCAUCUAAUUAUACCCAUGCUUUCUCUCAAUCUCAAGCAAACUCCCAUCCCAAUUCUAUGCUACAUAAUAUUGAUGCGGUUCAAUCUAGAGGCCCCAGAUCUGAAGCCAAUUGCACUGGCCUUGGAAACGUACCACCCUCAUCAUCAUCAUCAAGCCAAUCCAUCUUAGCGGCUCGUGGACUUGACCGGGGUUCAAGUCCAUCAUCGAUGCAAAUACGACCUGUUCAUGACAAUGGCGCACGAGCUACAGCACAACCCAACGUAGUCCGCAACUCCAAGAAGCGAACUAGAGCUACAAGGAGAGCACCCACCACUGUUCUCUCCACCGACACCUCGAAUUUCAGGGCAAUGGUGCAAGAAUUCACUGGGAUUCCCUCACCACCCUUUUCAGGUUCAUCAGUACCCUACUUUCGCCGGUUUGAUCUCUUCGGCAAUAGCUCGGCCUUGCGGCCUGGUAAUUUGGAACCGGCUGGAGUUCUUCACCCUUUACGUCCUUCUGCCCAAAAGGUCCACUCAUCACCAUUUGUGUCUUCUUCUCCUUCUUCUUCAGCGUUCAACAAUACCAUGGGCGAUAUUGCUACCAACACCAAUACCUUAAAUAAUUUAUACCCGCAAGUCCCGUCCAAUCUAGGCUUUCCAAGACAGACUCGAAAUAUGCUGAAUGUGCAAAACCCAAUUCUCACAUUCCAGUCUCUCCCCCAGCCAUCUGUUCACCCUUCAUUCAAUGUGUCAGGAUUUGGUGCACCCCCUCCAGGAAGUGUAGGAAUACCAUCCCUUGAGGAGUUGGGUAUGAGCCAUGGACAUGUCAAUGUAAACCUUAGUGGGCUCCCAAAUCAUGAAGCUGGAUCGAACGAUGGGAACGAAGAUCGUCAUUUUAGGUCUUUGGAUGGGAAUUAUGGAAGUAAUUCGGCGCGUGUUGGUGGCUGUAAGUUGAACUACUCAACAUCUUCAUCAUCGGAUUUCAACCAUGAGAAAGCUUUAGGGAAUGUGUCUACGAGGGGGAGUACUGAAGGUACAUUUGAUUCGUGGAUUUGUCCGUCAGAUUAAUUUAGGAUCUAUAAUACUACACGAAUCACAGUAGUGUUUAAGUACGAUAUGAAUAGGGUUUUGGUGCUGCGAUAAAUGAAACUAGUAUUGGUGGUGUUGAUUAUUGAAUAAUUUAUGAUAUUGUGAUAUAAAGCUGAUGAAUUAGCCACCACGCCAUAGCCAGUAGUUUAAUUGGGGCAUCAUGUUAUCUUUUCUUUUAAUGUUUUUUUCUCUUUUCUUUUUCUAUUUAAACAAUCAUGAAUAAGUAAUUUGGUCAAAGAUGUGAGGCAUGCAUCAUUUGAUUUCAA